AUGACUAAUAUAAUUAUUACUAAUAUUGCUAUUAUUAUGGUUCACACGAUUCCAGCAAAGAUGUUCCGUCGAGUCUUGACCUUGGUUCAGGCGCACUGUAAACUUGGUCUGACAGCCACACUAGUGCGUGAAGAUGAUAAGAUUACGGAUCUUAACUUCCUGAUAGGACCAAAGCUAUAUGAAGCCAACUGGUUGGAGUUGCAGCAGCGUGGCUUCAUUGCCCGUGUGCAGUGCGCAGAAGUUUGGUGUCCGAUGACUGCAGAGUUUUACAGGGAGUAUUUGCAGGUUAGUGGUAACCUCAGAGUCGGAGAGAUCUCUAGAAAUGGACUGUUCCUUUUGAGUUAA
This is a messenger RNA of Protopolystoma xenopodis, 345 nucleotides long. NCBI's taxonomy places the organism in Eukaryota, Metazoa, Platyhelminthes, Monogenea, Polystomatidea, Polystomatidae. The record is from the annotation of a GenBank genome assembly.